UCGCGACUAAUGAAAGUCACAUGACCACGAAGAAGAUGGCUUUUCACAAAUCAAGAUGUCAGCAUAUUUUAAGCUAUGCUUUUCUUUUAUAUAUCACAUUUUCACAGACAUUGGCGCAGGCGCCUAAUGGCCUAACGGUAUCAACGCACGAUAUCACUGUCCUAGUUAAUAAAACCGAAACAUUUGAUGUUAUUGUAAGAGACCCAUUCACCCAAGAUUUUAAUAUCAAACUGAAAAAACAACAUGAUAAUUCUGUACAUUUGGAUCCGAUGGAAUUCAGUGUCAGUGCUGGCAGUGAUAAGAGUCAAACGGUUGUUAUACAUGGUCUUAAGCCAGGAAAUUUGGAAAUAACGGCGGAAAGUGAACCCAAUGAGACAUGGGUUACUGAAGAUGUUUUCGUUCGUGUUACUGUGGCCAAUUCCGAGGCAAUUAUUUACACAUCAUUGGUAUUCGGUUGGAUAUACUUUGUGGCAUGGUCUGUAUCAUUUUAUCCACAAAUCUGGACCAAUUUCAAGAGAAAAUCUGUUGUUGGGCUGAAUUUUGAUUUUAUUGCAUUGAAUAUUGUCGGUUUCUCGCUGUAUUCAAUAUUCAAUUGUGGCCUAUAUUGGAUUCCGGAAAUUCAAGCGGAAUAUUUCCAGCGUCAUCCACGUGGUUUGAAUCCGGUCAUGUUGAACGAUGUUGUGUUCUCAUUGCAUGCCAUGUUUGCCACCUGUAUUACCAUAUAUCAGUGUUUCGUCUAUGAGCGUGGAGAUCAGCGAAUUUCUCGCGUUGCAACUGGUCUCUUGAGUUUGUUUGCUGUUGUUGUUAUUGUAUGUGCAGGUUUGGCGGCUGGAAAUGUUUUCCAUUGGUUGGAUUUCAUGUACUACUGUAGUUAUAUUAAGCUGACAAUCACUAUUAUUAAAUAUGUACCUCAGGCUCUCAUGAAUUAUCGCCGCAAAUCAACGGUUGGCUGGAGCAUUGGUAAUGUGUUAUUGGAUUUCACCGGCGGUGUACUGAGUAUGCUGCAAAUGAUACUUAAUGCCUAUAAUUAUGAUGAUUGGGUAUCAAUAUUUGGAGAUCCAACCAAAUUUGGCUUGGGUCUGUUCUCAGUAUUAUUCGAUGUAUUCUUUAUGUUGCAACAUUACGUAUUUUAUAGGCAUUCCGCUGACAUUACAAAAUCAAAUGAAACCGUGGAGUCUGUGGUCGCAACCUCAGCCACACCCAACAUUAAGGAUUCUAAGAUAUCCGUUAUUGAACAAAAUGCAGCUUAA
Musca vetustissima is the source of this 1250-nucleotide messenger RNA. Its product is annotated as cystinosin homolog. The record is from RefSeq and is a predicted model, not a curated record. The transcript has 8 exons. NCBI's taxonomy places the organism in Eukaryota, Metazoa, Arthropoda, Insecta, Diptera, Muscidae. Gene Ontology annotation, molecular function: L-cystine transmembrane transporter activity. Bases 21 to 1250 code for a protein of 409 amino acids. Gene Ontology annotation, cellular component: lysosomal membrane. Gene Ontology annotation, biological process: L-cystine transport.